Messenger RNA from Haliotis rubra (blacklip abalone), 515 nucleotides. RefSeq names its product immunogenic protein MPB70-like. The transcript is spliced from 4 exons. Bases 67 to 420 code for a protein of 117 amino acids. Lineage: Eukaryota; Metazoa; Mollusca; Gastropoda; Lepetellida; Haliotidae. The record is from RefSeq and is a predicted model, not a curated record.
CAUGGCAGUAUAGCACAUGUUUUAAGUCAGAGCUAUGGUCAGUACAGCACCUUGAUUGUGGACUUGAUGAAAACUGGAACCUGGAGCGAGAUCGAGAGACCCCAAGUGACCCUUCUUGCGCCGACCAAUGCAGCGUUCAGCAGCCUCCCGACGGUCUACCGAAACAACCUUGACAAGCAGGCCAAUUUUCUGAAGAGCACAAUGAUGUACCACAUCUUGGACGGCAUCCACGGCCCCGAUUCCCUGCAUCAGAACGACAUGCUCACCUCCCUAGAGGGACACCGCAUCCACGUCUCCAUGCAGAACGGUCACGUGCACCAGUUCAACAGGGUCAGCAUCAUGAACGUGCUUCAUACCACCAACGGCGUCAUCUACGUCCUGAACGGAGUCCUUCACCUUCCAAGCAGCCCUAUUGUAUGAAGUAGAGCAGAAGUAACCUGUGAAAGAGUGUGAGUGAGUUUAGUUUUACGCCGCACUCAGCAAUAUUCCAGCUAUAUGGCGGCGGUCUGUAAAUA